Bipolaris victoriae FI3 is the source of this 693-nucleotide messenger RNA. RefSeq lists its product as hypothetical. The record is from RefSeq and is a predicted model, not a curated record. Lineage: Eukaryota; Fungi; Ascomycota; Dothideomycetes; Pleosporales; Pleosporaceae. Bases 1 to 693 code for a protein of 230 amino acids. The transcript has a single exon.
AUGCCUCAAUUCAAAGUAGCAAUUUACCUCUACCCCCAAGCCGACCUCCUCGACUUCUCCGGUCCGGCAGAAAUGUACAGCCACAGCGACACCCUGGACGAAAACGCCACCUUCCCCUUCGACGUAACUUCCUUUGCGCACUCCAAUCCCGUCGUCUCGGCCUCACCCGCCCUGGUGUACCAGCCCAACAAGACCUUCGCCGAAAUAGCCGACCAAAUCACAGACUACGACAUCCUCGUCAUCCCCGGCUCCCACGACAAAAUCAUCACGGAACUGAUUGCCACGGAGCCCGGCAAGCAGCUCCUCACUCUGAUCCAAAAGUUCGCGGCUGCGAAACCGCGUGCGGAGACGGGGAAGAGGUUCCUCCAGUCCGUGUGCACGGGUUCGCUGUUACUGGCUGCAUCUGGUGUUCUUGCGGGCCGCACGGCGACGACGCAUCAUCUCAGCUAUGAUUUGCUAAAGUCGAUUGCGGAUGAGGCUGCGGGCGGCGAGUCCAAAGUUAAUGUGGUGAGGCAGCGGUAUGUGGAUGCGGGUACGACGGAUGCUGGUGUGCGCAUUGUGACUGCCGGCGGAGUGAGCUCGGGUAUCGAUGCUACGAUAUAUAUUAUUGGAGAGAUUUUUGGCCAGGAGAGGGCGGAUUGGGUGGCUGAGGUUGCCGAGUUUGAAAGGAGGGAGAAGGCGUGGGGGGUUUAA